AACGCGUUGGCAUAGUGACGGUUUGCGCUCGGAAGUUUUGGGUAUAUUUUUAUCAAAAGGGCACAGUCCUUGUUGCUGCUCAUCCGUCAUCCUCACUGCAUCACUGGUUACCAGGACUUCCACCAGGGCGCGCUGAGGCAGGAAUGGUGUAGUAUCAUGUCCACUAUCGAGGAGCGUACAGCGUAUCUGGAUAAUCCUUACUUCAAAGGGCACAUCUACGGCAACUUCAAUCCGUUCUACGUGACGAUCGCGAUCUGCACCGUGCUCGGGGUAUUCAUAUUCGUGCUAAAUAUCGUGUGUGGCUGCUGUUCCAAGCAUAAGCAGUACUGGCAGGAUCGACACACAGGUAACCGGUGGUUAGUAUCGUUUUGGUCGGCAACACCUCAUAAGCAGCCACCGCUCGAUCUCACAGAACUGAAAGACGCCAGUCACUUCCAACCGGUCAAUCCCGACGUCGAACGCCCAGUGGAGUAUACCGUGUCUCAUCAUCGUCCUCAGUACCAGUAUCCGCCGGCGACCGGUCGUGGAGCUUCACCUCAAGGCUAUCAUCAUCGCGAGGAGUACGUGGAGUUGCAGAAACGCGAAAGUGACAUCUAA
Messenger RNA from Anopheles nili, 597 nucleotides. RefSeq lists its product as uncharacterized. The coding region runs from base 157 to 597 and encodes 146 amino acids. The transcript has 4 exons. The record is from RefSeq and is a predicted model, not a curated record. NCBI's taxonomy places the organism in Eukaryota, Metazoa, Arthropoda, Insecta, Diptera, Culicidae.